CAAAUUAUGACACAUGACAUUUGUGAUUUUAAAGAGAAUUUAAAAUAAUGAAAACAUUUAUAAAUACGUCAAAAUAUUUAUAUUAAAUAAUAUUGCGAUAUCCAAAUUGAAAUUUGCCGUUGAAUAAGUGGAGUGGUUGAUUGUGUACAUGUAGUAUAAAUUUUUCAAAUGUUAAAAAUGAAAUAAGAUACAACAUUUCAAUACUCUAAGAAUUCAUAAAAUGUGCCUGUUUUAUAAUCAUUAAAAUAAAAAUGGUUGAAAACAAUCCACGUAUCCUAGUUAUCGGGUUAGAUAAAAACCCAACAGACCUAAUAAAACGGAUAAUUGGUUCAAAUACAGAACCGUUAGCUGAUGAUAUCGAAGAAUAUCCUUGGCAGAUAAAAAAUAAGUAUUACACAGCAAAUGUUCACUUAUUUGGAUUAAAAUUGAAAUGUAGUGAGGUAGUUGAAGAUACAAUUUAUGAUAAUGUUGAAGCAGUGAUUGUAUUUUUUGACAGUCAACAAGAAAAUGCUGUAAAUGGAUUAAGUUCCUUAGAAAACUAUCUAAAAAACUAUGAUGAUGUUGAAGUUAAAUUAAUUAUAUGUGAUAAAUUUUCUGUAAAUUCAUCUGAGCAUAAUAAAGUAACCGAUUGGUGUUCGGUAAAUCAUUAUCAAUAUAUUGAUUUGGAAUUCGAUGAGACUAAAAUUGAUGACGCAGAUAGUGAUUAUGAUAAUUUUAUAAAUGAUACUCAUGGUAUUGAUAGAAUUAUUGAAGAUUUACAAGUACAUAUAUGGUCGAAUGCUGAAAUGAUUGGUAAAAAUACGUCCAAGUAUAAAGAAGAUGAAUUUGGUGAGAAAGAAUUGGAUGAAUUUUGUGAAUUAUAUUCACAGUUGAGUGCAAUUGCUGGUGGUAUUAGUAGUUUACCACGUGAUCAACGAUUGCAAAGCGCUGAACAAGUUGUUAAACAAUUUUGGAAUGCAAUUAGUGGAGAUGAUGGUGAAUUUAGCGACGAUGAUAUAGAUUUAGGCGUUACAUCGACGUAAAAUGUUUUAAAGGGACGAGCACAGUGUUAUUAUACUAAAGUAAUAAUCGAAAUAGAAGCUAGAAGUUAUCAGUUGUCACUGCUGCAGAUAUCUACAGAUUUAUUUCUUAUUUGUUAUUUUUAUAAAUUCUUGUUUAUGUUUUAGUCAACCACGGAUAAUUAUUAUCUAUGUUUUCGAAUCCGAUGUCUUUUUUUAAUAUAGUUUU
Molecule: messenger RNA, 1227 nt
Organism: Chrysoperla carnea
Lineage: Eukaryota; Metazoa; Arthropoda; Insecta; Neuroptera; Chrysopidae
Product: alpha- and gamma-adaptin-binding protein p34-like
Exons: 1
Coding region: 252-1022 (256 amino acids)
Source: RefSeq, a predicted model, not a curated record